Molecule: messenger RNA, 953 nt
Organism: Xylona heveae TC161
Lineage: Eukaryota; Fungi; Ascomycota; Xylonomycetes; Xylonales; Xylonaceae
Exons: 3
Coding region: 119-907 (262 amino acids)
Source: RefSeq, a predicted model, not a curated record
CCUUCAUUCGUUCUCACCUUGGCUGCGCCAUUCGUUCUUUCUUCUGUCCCUCAUUGCUAUAUAUCCAUUAUUGCAUCAAAUCUGCUUCUCCGCUCAUUUUUUGAAACUUGAAAUCGAAAUGUUUGUGCAAAGUACUCUUCCGUUCCUUUGUCUAGUAGCUCUGGCAGCUGCGUUUCCGGUCCCGAGCCCCGAGAACUCGGAGAAUGUCGAGAACCUCGAGAAACGUAAUGGUGCCGGGAGCACCGUGGCUGCGUCAGCUGGCCUGGCAUGGUACACCUCCGAUGCGAAUACUGGCGUAUCAGGAUACGCCGACCCUUCAACAUACCAAUGUUUCUCCGGCCCCGCGUCCAAUUUUCCUGACUAUCCGCAAUGGAUGGAUUAUACCCAAAUGUUUGACCUCAACCAGAGAGUCUCCCUGUCGCAAUUAGAAAGUGGGCCAAUUCAAGGAAACAUCUGGGACGCUAUUCAAACGGUCUCUAGCGAGUCUAUGGUCGAUCCAAGGCUUAUCCUUGCCGUGAUUAUGCAAGAGUCCACUGGAAAUGUCAACGUUCCGUGCACAAACAACGGCGUUGAAAAUUGCGGAUUAAUGCAGGCCUUUGCCGGAAGCGUUUCCUUCGAUCCUUCAGAUUCACUUGGUUCUAUCACGCAGAUGAUUCGUGAUGGUACCCAAGGCACCGCCCAAGGACCCGGCUUGGUCCAGUGGCUCAAUAGUGACUCGGAGACGAGUUACGCCGGAAAUACUGAUGGCAGUCCUUAUAAUGCUGUGCGAGGAUAUAAUUCAGGCAGUAUCGACUUCACUAAUCUGAGUAAUCGCAACGGCGCAACAGCGAGCUAUGUUAGUGACAUCGCCAACAGACUGUUAGGAUGGGAUGGAAAUGGGGCUGGUUCCUCCGUUUGUGGCUUUUGAACAUCUGCUUCAGAGAUAGCGUUAUAUUCAGCCAGGCUUUAGACAC